AUGGCUUCAGGCUGGCGGCAGAAACCGCGCCUCGAUCCGUGGGACCCGCCGUCGCCCCCGCCGCUGCUGGAGGAGGCCGCGCCCAAGCCCAAGCCCAAAACCAGCAGGUUCUCGCGCCGCAGCACCCGCGCCAAGAGCCACGCGCGCCAGCAGGCGCAGCACGUGGAGCUGGAGCGCGAGAAGGCCUUCCGCCUGGUGCGCCACGGCUCCGACCCGCUGCUGAACGACGCGUUCUACGCCACGCAGGUGCAGGUGGGCAACUUCGUCAAGAUGGGGUGGCUCACCAAGCAGGGCCACAUGUGGAAGAGCUGGAAGACGCGCUUUUUCGUGCUCUUCUCGGACGGCACCUUCGCCUACUACAAGAACAAGGGCCGCAAGAAGAUCAAGGGCUGCAUGCAGCUCAACGAUGGCGUCGUGUCCGUGCAGCACGUGGACAUCCGCCUGGCCGACAAGGCCUACGUGUUCCAGAUCGAGAAGGGCUUCUACAAGCUGCUGUGCUACUGCUGCAGCCAGUUCGAGGCGGAGCUGUGGGUCGCUGCACUGAGGUCGGUGCGCAGAGUGGCACCGCCGUGCUAUGAGAUGGACCUGACGGCCACUGAGGAGAAGGCCGGGUCCAAUGCGGUCACCAGGCACUUGAACAAGAUCUUCAUCACGGACAAGCAGAUCGCCAAGAGGCUGGCGGAGUUCAAGGCCAACACACAUGACCACUCGUACGCGGCCAUUCACAAUUUCAUAGUGGAGCUGGACGACGCGAUCAUUGAUCGUCACCAUUUGGAGUUUUAUCAGGACGCGGAGAUCGAGCUCUUGCCGGGCAACGAGCUGGUGCGGCUGAUUCGGCGGCAUGUGGAAGACCGCGUGUUCAUUCCGCUGUAUGCAGAGGCGUAUGCGAGCUUGGAAACGGACAAGGUGAAAACGAGGCGCAGCAACCUCGAGCAGCAUCUCAAGGUACUGAAGCAGAAAACGCAGGCCGAUUUCGGCAUCUCGAAGGACCUUUCAGUUUGCAAUUGGAAGCAGGCUAUCAGCGUUGUUAACAUGCUGGAUUGCGUGUCACUACCUACGCACAAGUUUGAAGUCAUCCUAUCAGCUGGAAAAGCGAUCAUGGAGCUGAUCGCUCAAUACAAUGGCGAACUUUUCGAAGUGUCAGACGAGAUGUUAACGGCGAUCUUCCGGUACGUGGUAACGAUGUCUUCGCUGAGCGAUCUACCAACUCUUCGAGCGCUGCUGAAGUACGGCUAUCAGCAUCAUCCAGCAUCGCAAAACAAAGCGAAUGUGGUUACGGCCUUUCUCAACGCCAUCAAGUGGGUGGAGUGUUUCGAGGCCGGCGACGAGAGUUACCAGUUCGAUUCGUUGGCGCUGGCUGGAUCUCGAGUUUCUGUAUCCAUCUCAACCAAUGAUGUCGGCAUUCAAUUCACUACGGAUGGUAACGGGCGAGGAGCAAUCGUGUACAAUAUCCGAAAGCAGUCUCAGGCAGCGCUGAGCGCUGCGAUUGUGCCUGGUCUGUCAUUGAUCGCGAUCAACCACGAGCCCGUCAUUGGUAUGCCUUUCGACAAGAUUAUUCAACGAGUGCGCACCGCAGCGCUCCCAAAGCAACUCACUUUCAUGACGGAGUUUUAUUACUACCAACUACUCUCGCUAGACUCGGAGAUGUAUCAGUACCUGAUGUGUAUUGCAGCUCGACGUGGUGACUUGGACUCUGCUGCCUGGAUGCGAUCCUCAACGAUUGAACUCAAUACGCUAUGCUCGUGGGAGAAGUCUCGUGGAAAACAGGUUUUUGGGUUCACACCUGUGUCUGGAAAAGGAUCGCCACUUCAUGCAGCAGUACAUAACGGACAGCUUAGCAUGGUGAACUACCUUAUUUCAAGAGGAGCAGACGUUAAUCUGUGCAACCAGAAGGGACGGCGCCCACUGCACGUUGUGAAGCAGUCAAUCGACAUGGCCAUGAUUAUUCAAAGCUUGAUCGAUGCCGGGGCUGAUAUCGACGCGAUGGAGAAACACGGGCUUACCCCGUUAAUGUUCAUGUGCUCCAGAGCAUCUCUCGAAGGAUCAGCAACACUCCUAGCACUCGGUGCAGAUGUUCACUGUGUUGCGUGGACAAACGGAUUUUCAGCACUGGAGUUUGCGGUGAAAAGUGAGCAUACCGAAUUGGUCGAGCUGUGUCUCUCCAAGGGGGCGAAUCCGAAUGCCCCAACGUUGGAUGGGAACACCAGUCUACAUUUGGCCGCCACUCAGGCCAACACUGAUAUCAUUCUUCGACUUUUGCAAGGUGGAGCAAACCCCAACGUUCAAAAUCGGUACGGACAAACGCCGGCAGCACUAUUGCUUGCGUCUUCACCCGGCGGAAGUAGCGACGUACGCAUCCUAUGCCUCGAAAUUUUGACGUGUGCUGGCUGCCGCCUUGACAAAAGAGAUCUAUUUGGCCGCCAGGCUUCUCAUCUCGCCAGUAUUUCAAGAGACUCUCACGUUGUCGAUCUACUUCGCAAGUUGGGCUCGCUGAAUCGGGAAGCCAAUGGUGUUGAAAUUGACAUCUUCGGUUGUUCUUCAGUCGACUAUAGUCACCGUAUUGAGGUGGACAAGUCUGCAAGCUAUCUGGGGUCUCAAAUGCCCAACAGUUCGUGGAAAAUGGUGGACAAGGACGACCAUGUGUCUCGAUCUGCACGCCCGGGCUCGGUUGAUGAUCUGAUCCGCGAGUUAGUGGCAGGGACGGAAGUGGACUUGGUGGAUGUGGUGUCUUUCGUGCUAUUUCUCGAUAGCUUUUCGAGCUUGAACGAAGUAGUGGAUCGCCUGAGCGCACACGUCCGAAACGGUGUUAAAAGCCACGGACUUAUCCGUCUCUUUAUUGUGGUUCUGCUCUUCAGGCAAUCGGAAACCAAGGAAGCUGACGAUCUGCGUGAUCGUUUCUACAGCCUCAUUAGUCUUAACAUUGACGCGAAGGACAAACUGGAGUAUUUCUCCUUGCGAGGAGCUGGAAAUUACGCGGUGAACUACCAAGCGAUUCCAGGAAUGAUGAGCAAGGUUUACGGAAUGGAGUCAGGCUUCGAGCCCGUAUCCUCUGGACCCUUUUCGGCUCAUUUGCAUCGGUUCGUCGACGCAGAACGGUGGGCGGAGCAGUGCACCCUCUUAACGCACGCAGUGUUCUGCAAGAUUCCGGUCCGAGACUUCAUUCCAACUGGAUCGAAGAAAAAGCACUCGGUUGAGUUUACGAGCAUUAAACGCUGGUUCCAGCACAUCUCUGCAUUUGUGAUCAAUGCUGUGCUGGUUCAGAAUACCCCGGAAGAACGUGCCGAAGUGAUUUCGUUUUAUCUCAAGCUAAGUCUGGACGCGAAGAAAAUGAUGAACGAGAUGCAGCUACUUUCAGACAAGGGUUGCCGAGAGAUGAAUAGACUGAUGCGCAAAACCGCUAAUCCGAGCAUGCCAUACAUCGGACUGUACCUCCAGGGCUUUGUCGGACUCAACGAGUUGCCUGCUUUUGACAAAGAGGGCCUGGUGAACGCGAAUCGUCUACGAAGGAUGGGCGAGCUGGCCAUGGAAAUCCUGCACCGCCAGUCUGUUGCCUACACGCUUCAGCACGACGAAGAUGUUAACAAACUGCUGCACGUUUCCCUGCCGUACUCUUCUGAAGAGAGUCGGUAUGCUCGGUCAUUGGAGUUAGAGCCGCGUGAAGCUGACGCGAUCCCAUUGAGCGAUCGUGGUUCGUAUACUUUGAUCGAUGACGAUGUUGACCUCGAAAAUGAAGUUCGUGAGUCAAUCGGCGGUGACGGGACUUUCGGCUUCCGUCAGUGGAUCCGGAAGCAGCAGGUAGUGCAUCGAAACCGUUCGCGGUCGUCGGUGAUAGCUCUGUACGAGUGGGUGUAG
Messenger RNA from Phytophthora sojae, 3852 nucleotides. RefSeq lists its product as hypothetical. NCBI's taxonomy places the organism in Eukaryota, Oomycota, Peronosporomycetes, Peronosporales, Peronosporaceae. Bases 1 to 3852 code for a protein of 1283 amino acids. Gene Ontology annotation, biological process: small GTPase-mediated signal transduction. The transcript has 10 exons. The record is from RefSeq and is a predicted model, not a curated record. Gene Ontology annotation, molecular function: guanyl-nucleotide exchange factor activity; protein binding.